Papaver somniferum (opium poppy) is the source of this 2300-nucleotide messenger RNA. RefSeq lists its product as uncharacterized. The transcript has 4 exons. The record is from RefSeq and is a predicted model, not a curated record. Bases 284 to 2065 code for a protein of 593 amino acids. Gene Ontology annotation, molecular function: starch binding. Gene Ontology annotation, cellular component: chloroplast stroma; starch grain. Gene Ontology annotation, biological process: regulation of starch metabolic process; starch metabolic process. Lineage: Eukaryota; Viridiplantae; Streptophyta; Magnoliopsida; Ranunculales; Papaveraceae.
AGUUCCUAUAAAGCUCUAAACUGAAUAUUGCUUUUCUAAUUUCCUCCGCUCAGCCAGCGGAUGUCGUUAUUUUCCCCGGCAACAGAAACCUCGUUACAUACUCAUUCUCUUCUUUCCUCAAAGAAUCCGCAACCAUACGUCCAACGUACGCAAUCAAACACUGACACACAGCAAAUCAAUAAAGAAAAGGUCUCUCCUCACAACACAACUUCCCGUAAAUCUCAGUCUCUCUCAACUCCCACCAUUUUCUUCUCACUCUCUCAGUUACUGAUCAUCAGCAACAAUGGCAGCUCAGUUUAACGCUUAUACCCGUGCAAACAUACGCACACUUGUUCUUUUUCCUCACAAGAAAACCCCAUCCCAUUUUGUUUCAGUAAAACCUCAGAUAGAAUCGAGACAUGAUUACAGAGGAAGGAGAAAAAGAAGUUGGGGAAUUAGGGUUGAAAAUGCAGAAUCAUCAUCAUCGUCUUCGUCGUAUCUGGAUAUGUGGAAAACGGCAAUGGAUCGAGAAAGGAAAACAAUUGAGUUUCAGAAUAUGGCUGUUGUUAAUGGUGAUGCUAAUGGGGAAAAAGUGGAAGAGGAAAGUGAUAAUGACCCAAAAGUAAUUGAGAAGAAAAGUGAUGAAUUUAAGAAGAUUUUAGAGGUGCCCAAAGAAGAAAGAGAUCAAAUUCAGAGAAUGCAGGUUAUUGAUAGAGCUGCUGCUGCUAUUGCUGCUGCUCAAGCUCUUCUCAAAGAAACUCCUCCGGUAAUUAAAAAGGAUUCACCUUUUGAUGAUGAUAAUGGAGAUUUGGAAACUACUGAGAUUAGUAGUAAUGGAGUAAUUGGUGAUCAACAACAAGGAACAGAUGCUGAAAGUAUAUUUGUGAGUUCGUCAAAAACUCUAGGACCUGGAACACCAGGUCCAGAUUUUUGGUCCUGGACACCUCCUUCGGAAGACAAAAGUAACUUACAAACAGCAAAACCAACUUUAUCCCCAAACCCAACCUACUCAGUGGUGGAGAAAGAGCGAACAGCAGAUUCUUUGUCAAUUCCCUUUGAGAGUGCCUUAUCUGAAACUCACAAUCCUCCUCUUCCUCCCCUUCAAUCCCUCACAGAGGUUGGGAAGUUGGAUAUUGCCAAUCCCAUUUUAGAGGAUCAAACAAUGGGAGAGAAACAUGAAGAAAACAUGGCAUUUUCGGCAAACGCGUCCGAAGCUGUUGAGGCUCUUAAUAAGGUUGAUGAAGCUUCAACAGAAGGAGUGACCGAGGACGGUGUGAAGUGGUGGAAGGAGACUGGUUUAGAGCAAAGAACAGAUGGAGCUCUCUGCAGGUGGACUCUGACUAGGGGAGUUAGUGCUGAUGGAAGUGUUGAAUGGGAAGACAAGUUCUGGGAAGCUGUGGGCGAGAAUGAUUAUAAAGAGCUUGGUUCGGAGAAGUCAGGACGCGAUGCAUCAGGAAAUAUUUGGCGCGAAUACUGGAAAGAAUCAAUGUGGCAGGAUCAUAUUACUGGGGUUGAACAUAUGGAGAAAAGUGCUGACAAAUGGGGAAAGAAUGGAAUGGGUGGUCAGUGGCACGAGAAAUGGUGGGAACAUUAUGAUGCCACUGGCCAAGCUGAGAAGUGGGCUGAUAAGUAUUGCAGCAUUGAUCCCAACACGCCCCUUGAAGAUGGCCAUGCUCACGUCUGGCAUGAGAGGUGGGGCGAGAAGUAUGAUGGGAUGGGAGGAAGCACAAAAUACACUGACAAAUGGGCGGAGAGGUCAGAAGGUGAUGGCUGGUCCAAGUGGGGCGACAAAUGGGACGAAAAUUUUAACACAAGUGGACAUGGAGUCAAACAAGGGGAGACAUGGUGGCAAGGUAAAUUUGGGGAACGUUGGAAUCGUACAUGGGGCGAAGGCCAUAAUGGGUCUGGCUGGGUACAUAAGUAUGGAAAAAGCAGCAGCGGCGAGCACUGGGAUACACACGAACAACAAGAUACCUGGUAUGCGAGAUACCCACAUUUCGGUUUUGAUCACUGCUUUGAAAACUCUGUUCAGCUCCGUGAAGUUCAAUUGCCCCCACCAGAAGCUUCACCGCCUGAGACAUCAUAAAGAGCAAAAACCGCUUGAUGUUGUUUUCUCCUAUGAACCUGCUUAGUUCUCUAGUUUAGGUAGAUAUAUGUUGGUUACGUUCCAUAAAUCCGUAGUCGUACAAACUGGAUAAUGCAGACAGGGAAACUAGCUUGGUAAACAACCUUCCAUUAGAUGAAAAAGUAUAUUAUCUGUAAUAAAAAACAAAAUUUAUUUUUGUUUGUAUGAAAUCCGAUCUCCGAAAUGAGUUAUGGCA